GCUUAACCAGAACGGCUCCCGCUGCUCUCCGGAGGAGUUGUACUCUUAGGCGAGGUUUCUUUUUGUGCGAUGCUGUUCUUGUAGUGAGUUACGAAAGAGGUUUUUACCUUGUACAUAUGCAGAUGGAUUCGGGUGCAGAAAGAGCGGACCCUGGGGACAGCGAACAGGAUGAAGAAGAGGAUGUAUACGAAGUGGAAAGGAUUAUUGACAUGCGAGUGGAGGAUGGAGAGGUGCUAUAUCGUGUGCGGUGGAAGAACUAUUCAUCAGAUGAUGAUACCUGGGAGCCCAAAGCUCACUUGGAGGACUGUAGUGAGGUGCUGCUGGCCUACGAAAGGUCUCUGUCUGAGAAAAAAUUUAAGAAAGACUCCAGCAUGAAGCUGCCUAUGAAGAGUGAUCUAUUUGAUGCAAACUCUGAGAGUGACAGCGAUAAAGAUAGACUGAAGGAGUCGCCUGGAAAGAAAAAGAAAAAAAAAAGAAAACACGCAGAGGACUCGGAGGAAGAAAAGUCUGAGAAGGAUAGGAAGAAAAAGAAAAAAAAGGAGAAACGGAAGGAGGACAAACCAUUGCCUGCUCCCGAGUCUGAUGAAGAGGAGGACAGGGUUCCUGCACCACUAUCUUCUAAGAAAGAGAAGGGCACAGAUGCCAAGAAGCAAGCUGUUGAAAAGGAAGAGGAUGACAAUGAGGAUGCUCUUACAAAGAAACACAAAAAAGAAAUCAAAGCCAAGGAUGGAGGAAAGCAAAAGAAAGAAAAUGUUGAUGAAAGGAAAAAAAAGAGAGUCAAGUCAAAAAAGGAACUUGUGACCUCAGAUGAUGAGACAGACAAAAGUGAUGCGCCCUCAGAAUUAUACACUGAUGACACUUCUUCAACAGGCAACCUUAGUAUUACAACAAAACCUUCAACUCCCAAAACCACAGAAAAGUCUGCUCGAAGUGAAAGUGGGAGUGACCAUUCCAAGGCAAAACAGAAGAAGAACAAAUCUGAACUGAAGCAGCAAGGUUUCAAAGACGUGGCUCAGGACGUGGCUCACCCCAAAAAGACUGACGGUUCGACUCUGCUGCUCAGAGAGAGUGGCCUAAAUAAGUUGAAGAGCCUGGCCAGCAGUAAGAGCAGCAGCAAAUCAUCUCGCAGUGAUGAUGAACCUGACUCCAGUGAUGCAGGUGUAACAGCAAGAGCAAAAAACAAGGCUAAAGGUCCAGACGCAAACUCUGCUCCUCAAAAAGAUUUACUUGUAUCUUCCUCCUCUUCAUCUUCUACAGUGUUAGCUAUUAACAGCAAGCCAAGGGAGGAGGAGCUGAAGGAGCCGAAGGAGUCGAAGGAAGAAGCCGGGGAGAAGGGUGCUGCUAAUAAUCUUUUUGAAAAGUUUUUGCUCAAUUGUGAGGCUAAGGAUCGCGCACCUCGGAAAACACCAGCUCAUACAACACCAAAGAAUCCAAUCAAGACUGACAAAAAAUCGAGGAAAGAGUCUCCCGUGCAGAAGCCUGAGUUUGACAAGGCUGAAAAGGCAAAGGAAGGAACUGUUGGAAUGGAGACAGAUGAAAGACAGGAAAAGACCACACAGGAGUCAGAAAAGAGUGACAGGGCAAAUGAAUCUGUGGCCAAGACAAAGGAGGAUCUACAGCGUGAGCAGAAAGAAGAGGAGCAGCGCCGAAAGAAAGAAAGACUUGAGGAAGAGGAGAAGAAAAGGAAAGAGAGGCUUGAAGAGUCCCAGAAAGAACGAAAGUUGAGGAUGGAAGAGGCACAGAGAGAGAGACAGAGACUGGCAGAGGAAGCCCGGUUAGAUAGGCUGGACAGAAAGUCUGUGAUGGACGCAAUGGCAUCUGCAGAGUCUUCUGAAGACUCAAGGUGGAAGGAGAGGAGAAGGAAGAAGCGGGAGGAUAGUGAGUCCCGCCUUCUUAUCACCUGCGAUGACAAUCAGGACUCUCAGGACCCCCUGGAACGCUCUAACAAAACGCCUGACAGGGGACCACCUUCUCUUAAUCUUGGAGUUGAGCUGAAGUUGGACUGGAUGACACUGGAAGACUUUCAAAGACACUUGAAUGGAGAGGAUGAAAACCUUUCCCCCCUAACUUUAACUCCCACGGAGUUACGGGAUGCUGUAAAAAAUGGGAAUUAUAUGGCUGUGAAACGUGCACUUGGUUCCAAAGAGGACUAUAAUCUGGACCAGGAGGACUCCAGUGGUAUGUCUCUGUGCAUGCUGGCUGCUGCAGGUGGACAGGAUGAUAUCCUACGGCUGCUGAUUAAAAAGGGAGUGAAGGUUAAUGGGCGUCAGAGGAACGGCACUACAGCCCUUAUGCAUGCUGCUGAGAAGAAUUUCCUUACCACUGUGGCCAUUCUUCUCGAGGCAGGGUCCUGCUUAAAUGCUCAGACACUGGGAGGGGAGACAGCUCUUAUGAAGGCAUGUAGGAGAGGCAAUGCAGAUGUAGUGCGCCUACUACUGGAGUACGGAGCUGAUUGCAACAUCCUCUCUAAGCACAAGGCAACAGCCCUGCACUUUGCCAAGCUCAGCAACAACAUGAUUGUUCAUGACCUCAUCAAAGAGCAUAUCCAGACGUUAUCUACUGUGGCAGAGGCGACAAUCAGAGCAUAUUUUGAGACACGUUUUGCUGUGCUUGAGCCUGUGUUUCCUUUGGCCUGUCAUCGCUUAUGUGAGGGACCAGACUUAUCACUGGAAUUCAGUUACAAACCCCCACAGCAUUUACCUGGAGAGGGAUCUGGCAUCCUUCUCUUCAUCUUUCAUGCUAACUUCAUGACUGAGAUCACAGCCAGGCUCUGUGGGCCUUGUAGCGUCCAUGCUGUCAUCCUUAAUGACAAUUUCCAGUUACCUGUCUUCCUUGAUAGCCACUUUAUUUAUUCCUUCAACCCUGUUCACGGAAUCAACAAACUCUUUAUUCGCCUAGCCGAGUCACCCACAGCAAAGGUCAAACUUCUCAUUGGUGCAUACAGAGUCCAGUUACCAUGAUGAUCAACCUUUUCUGAUCUUCAAAGGUCAUCAGUGAAUCUUAACCAUGCUAAGAGACAAGAGUAAUUUCCCAGACUUCUGCUCUUUGUCACUAGACAUGCCAGAUUGCGGGAUGGUGGUUUAUAUUUGGUUUAAUGGCUUGGAAAUUAAGGCCCAAAUACAGUAGCAAGUCUUUCACAGCAGACUUUGGAGUAUGACUCCAGGAUACACAUUCAUCAACGUAUCAGAAGUGUUUUUAUGAGUUUUACAGGAUUUUUUUUAAUAGUCUGUAAUUCCAGACAUUGUUAAAACAAUUGGGAGGAAUAGGCAUUUGUAAAAGUGCAUUUGUAAAUCUUGUUUGUAAAGGUUUUUCUUAUUUUAAAUACAAUAAUUUAUCACUCCAGAUUUACCCAUUGUUCUUUUAUGUUACUAUCUUAUUACCUUGUACUUGCCUUAAAUCUGUGUGCACAUGUGUGUUUGAAGAAGAGUUAGUGUGUGAAAUAGAGAGCAGGUGUCAAUUGUUCUUGCUAAUAGUUUUUUUUUUUUUUUUUUUUUUUAUGGGACCAAGAUAAGACUGGACUUUUUAAACCCCAAAGUUAAUUCCCUGUCCUUUUUUUUUUUUUUUUUUUUUCCCCCGAAUUUGGCUGUUUUACAAUAAACUUGGAACUCUGGGGCAAAGUGUAGGAUUCUUUGUGUAGAAAAUGUAAUAUCACUCUUGGGUUUGUUCAACAGUACAGGGUAAGUAUUGUCUAAGCAUAUUGUGUUGGUUAUCAGUUUUAAGGGCUAGUAUCUGCUCAGAGGCUGGAGGAACCAAGUCUGAUUAUACGUUUUGUUCAAAACAAAAUAUCUUGCCUCCGUUUCUCAUUAGGCUUGUAAUAACCCUUCGUAUUAAUUGAUAAAUCCUUGCUCAUACACUUUUUUUUUUCUUUUUUUUAGUGUAUUUGGUUUGCUGUUUAAACAAUGCUAACUUUUUAUUUGAGUUUUUUGUUUAGUUAUGUGGGUGUCCGAAAUUUAUGAAGAGAAUCUAAAUAUUUUGGCUGAGAUAAUUGUCACAUUAUUUAAUAAUGGAGAAUUGUUAUAUGAUCAGUAUAGAUUAAGAUGAAGUUUAGACUGGGCAUUUUGCAACCAGUAUUGAGUUACUAUACCUGUGUUUAUAUGAGAUUGUUGUGAAAACAGUGGUCUGGACAACAUGGAUUUUAUUUUCCCCUGACUGUUCAUAGUAGCUUAACAACUGUUUUUUUUUUUUGCUACCUUACUGUGUGAUUCAAUGAAAGAGAGAGCGAGAGAUGCACAAAACUUGGCGUCCUCUUCAAAUAAAAUGUACAUAUGUUUCCAUAAGCUUA
Messenger RNA from Clarias gariepinus (North African catfish), 4282 nucleotides. It is a transcript of the gene mphosph8, whose product is annotated as M-phase phosphoprotein 8. The record is from RefSeq and is a predicted model, not a curated record. Gene Ontology annotation, cellular component: cytoplasm; nucleus. The transcript has 14 exons. The coding region runs from base 117 to 2960 and encodes 947 amino acids. Lineage: Eukaryota; Metazoa; Chordata; Actinopteri; Siluriformes; Clariidae. Gene Ontology annotation, molecular function: protein binding.